CGAGGUUUAUUCAGCUAAAUGAAAACCAAAUUCUGACAGACAAUUUUUAAAUAUUUUUUUCUGACAGACAAUUUUUAAAUUUUAAAAAGGAAAAAUAAAACAAAGAGGUGAGUUUGAUGUUCUGCCUAGUACCCAGCAGUGUAUCGGUAAAACCCAGUUAAACCCUAAUUUUUGGAUUGAAUUCAAUAGCAAUUCUUUAAGAAAUGAAGUAAUUUCUGUUGCAACUCAACUUACGUCAAGAUGAUGAUGAUGUUGAUCAACAAGCUCUUCAGCAACCAUGGUGUAAUGAUUCGCUUGGGCCCGAAAUGCUGCUGGGUUAAGGCAUUACCAUUUUCGUCUUUUUCCGGGCCUUUUGAUGCCAAGGAGAGCUCUGUUUCUGAUGGGGCACGACAAAGAGUUGAUCAAGUGUGUCACAUUUUGGAGAGUGGUCCUUGGGGAGCUUCUUUGGAGGAUGCUUUAUGGUCUUGCGGUCAGGUGCCUCAUGGUCAAUUGGUUGCUGGGGUUUUAAGCAGACUGAAAAAUGUUGACUUGGCACUGAGUUAUUUUCGAUGGACUGAAAAGGUUGAUGACAAAGCUCAUUGUUCGGAAGCAUAUAAUGCUCUUCUUAUGGUGAUGGUGAAGAGUAAAAGUUUUGAUAUGCUGGAACAAAUUUUGGAGGAGAUGAGUUUAGCGGGUUUUGGGCCGACUAAUAGUGUUUGUAUUGAUAUAGUUGUUAGUUGUGUAAAGUCUCAUAAACUUAGGGAAGCAUACGGUAUUAUCCAAAUGAUGAGGAAAUUUAAGAUUCGCCCAGCUUUUUCUGCUUAUACAACUCUUAUAGGUGCUCUAUCUGAAGCUCAUGAAGCUGAUCUUAUGCUCUCGCUAUUUCAUCAGAUGCAAGAAUUAGGGUAUGAGGUAACAGUGCAUUUAUUCACAACUUUAAUUCGAGUAUUUGCCAGGGAGGGGCGGGUUGAUGCUGCACUGUCCCUGUUGGAUGAGAUGAGAAGCAACUCCUGUAAUGCGGAUAUAGUUCUCUUCAAUGUCUGUAUUGAUUCCUUUGGUAAGGUCGGUAAAGUGGAUAUUGCUUGGAAAUUCUUUCAUGAGAUGAGAACACAUGGCCUCAGUCCUGAUGAUGUCACAUAUACCAGCAUGAUAGGAGUACUCUGCAAAGCUAAUAGAUUGGAUGAAGCUGUGAAUAUGUUUGAGCAAAUGGAGCUGAACAGGAAAGUCCCAUGUGCAUAUGCUUAUAACACCAUGAUUAUGGGUUAUGGACUGGCAGGAAAGUUUGACGAAGCAUACAAAUUACUCGAACGUCAAAGACUUAAGGGGUGCAUUCCAAGUGUGAUUGCAUAUAAUUGUAUUCUUACUUGCCUCGGGAAGAAGGGUAUGACUGACGAGUCUCUAAGGAUCUUCGAGGAGAUGAAAAAAGACGCUAAACCUAAUCUUUCUACAUAUAAUAUCCUUAUAGACAUGCUCUGCAAGGCAAGGAAACUUGAGGCCGCUUUGGAGGUUCGUGAUAGUAUGAAAGCAGCUGGUUUGUUUCCGAAUGUACGGACUAUGAACAUAAUGAUUGAUAGGCUUUCUAAGUCCGGAUUGCUUGAAGAAGCCUAUUCACUAUUUAAAGAAAUGGAUCAUAAAGUUUGUACUCCAGAUUCUGUCACUUUUUGUUCUUUGAUCAACGGUUUGGGUAGAAAUGGUAGAGUGGAUGAAGCUUACAGUCUCUAUGAACAGAUGUUAGAUUCUGGUCGCAUUCCUGAUGCUAUUGCCUACACAUCUCUCAUCAGGAACUUUUUCAUGUCUGGGAGAAAGGAGGAUGGUCACAAGAUAUAUAAAGAAAUGGUUCGCCGAGGUGUUCAUCCGGACCUAACCCUCCUUAAUACCUACAUGGAUUGUGUCUUUAAAGCUGGUGAAGCAGACAAAGGCAGAGCUUUGUUUGAAGAAAUAAAAGCGCAUGGUUUCAUACCAGAUGUGAGGAGCUAUUCAAUACUAAUUCAUGGUCUCAUAAAAGCAGGGUUUGCACGUGAAACAUACGAGUUGUUCUAUUCAAUGAAGGAACAGGGAUAUGUUUUGGAUACCUUAGCCUAUAACACUGUUAUUGAUGGAUUUUGCAAAGCGGGGAAAGUAAAUAAGGCAUACCAGCUACUUGAGGAAAUGAAGGUAAAGGGUCAACAACCUACUGUAGUUACAUAUGGUGCUGUCAUUGACGGGCUUGCGAAAAUUGAUAGGCUUGAUGAAGCUUACAUGCUUUUCGAAGAAGCAAAAUCAAAAGGCAUUAAGCUGAAUUUGGUGGUGUAUAGUAGCCUUAUUGAUGGAUUUGGAAAGGUGGGUAGAAUUGAUGAAGCAUAUCUUAUUAUGGAAGAGCUGAUGCAAAAUGGGUUGACGGCAAAUGUUUACACAUGGAACUGCUUACUCGAUGCACUAGUGAAAGCAGAGGAAAUUAAUGAAGCCCUUGUUUGCUUUAAUUCAAUGAAAGAUUUGAAAUGUGCUCCCAAUGGCAUUACAUACAGCAUAUUGAUAAAUGGUCUUUGCAGGGUUCGGAAGUUCAAUAAGGCCUUUGUGUUCUGGCAGGAUAUGCAGAAGCUUGGAUUUAAGCCCAAUAUGAUUACCUAUACCACCAUGAUCUCAGGGCUUGCAAAAGCAGGACAAGUAUUUGAGGCUAGCUUGCUCUUCGAAAGGUUUAAGGCCAAUGGAGGCAUACCUGAUUCCACUUGUUAUAAUAUGAUGAUAGAAGGGUUAAGUGUAUCGAAUAGGGCAGAGGAAGCUUACAAACUUUUUGAGGAAACUAGGUUAAAAGGAUGUCAUAUAUAUUCUAAAACUUGUGUUAUCCUUUUGGAUGCUUUGCAUAAGGCCGAGUGUCUGGAGCAAGCAGCAAUUGUUGGUGCUGUGUUGAAAGAAACCGCAAAGUCUCAGCAUGCAUCAAGAUCCUUGUAACACCACCCCGUGUACUCUGUUUCUUAAGAGUAGUCUUAUGAUCAUUAUAUCAUAAUUAAAUAUAGAUAUAAUGUUUCUGGGAUCUUGUGUCUAUUAACACUACCUGAUCUAUUAUGGCUGCAAUCAGAGCCUCUAUCGGUCUAUUCUCAUAGUGCACCAUUUAACUUCCAAUGUAAUGCUAAAGUGUGCUUUUUUCUGGAUCCUGUUACCCUCCAACCAAGAUGUCUUCAUCAGACGAGAGACCAAUAUAGAAGAGUUUCUCUGCUGUGGAAUUGUUUCAUCAGCACGAUAGUAUCAGAUGUUUAUUGUAGUGUACAACCAUACAGGUAUUACUAGCCUAUACCAGUUUUGAACAGUUAGUGGUUUUUAUAAUGCCUGGUUUACAUGUAGCCAUGGAGGUAGUAUCUUGGUCUGUCUUUAUGGAAACAGUAUCUUCCUGGCUCAUGAAGACUCAAUACCUGUACCACAAUUCUUAUUGUGUAUAUUUACCUAUUUGUCUGCAAAGAGCUUAGGGAAGUAUAAAACUAUUUAGAGUUGA
This is a messenger RNA of Daucus carota subsp. sativus, 3445 nucleotides long. Its product is annotated as pentatricopeptide repeat-containing protein At3g06920. Bases 241 to 2907 code for a protein of 888 amino acids. The transcript has 2 exons. NCBI's taxonomy places the organism in Eukaryota, Viridiplantae, Streptophyta, Magnoliopsida, Apiales, Apiaceae. The record is from RefSeq and is a predicted model, not a curated record. Gene Ontology annotation, molecular function: protein binding.